GUUACGUCUGACCGUAAAAAAUAGAAACUUCCAAGAUGGCCGAGGCCGUAGACUCCAUGCAUUUCGCAGCAAACAGCAAAACAAAUUCCCCUAAACCCCUGAUAGCUAAACGGCCGCCGGAAAGCCGACCUCAGUCUUCCAGCGACAUUUACCCACCGCCUCCUAAGAAGGUCCGGGUGGAGGAAAAGGGCCUGAAGCACAGGAAACUGAACGGAGAGGUGUGCGCAGGGGAAAAACACAACGGGAAGCAGAGUUGUGGGAGCCCAGCGAAAUGGAGUUUCGGCCCGGCCAAGGCGAGCCACUCCACCGCCGUCGCGGUGCCAGUUACUCCCGCUCGGAAAAUCUUCAAAAUCAGCAACUUCCUCGCCUCGCCUCACAAAGUGAAAAAGGCGAAAGAGAAACGGCACAAGGAGAAGGAAAAAAUCAGUGAAGCGCAGCGAAGCUCGGUCGUUGGUGUGGAGAGAGUGAGCCCAGCUAGCUGCCAUACAAAGACCGAGAACGGCGACGUGAAAAUGCUACAGAGGGAUCACCAUGUAAAAGAGAAAGACCGAGAGAAGAAGAAGGAAAAGAGUAAAGAGUGGGAAAAUCACAAAUUGCCACCUGUACAUGACAUUGCAAGAGAAAACGGAGACGUGAUUUCUCCACAGAAAGAGUCUAAGGAUAAGCCCAAAGCUGGUUCUGAGGAAGACCUCCUGCUGAAGAAACUCAAGAAGAAGAAGAAAAAGAAGCACAAAGAUGGCGAGCGAGUGAAGGAGAGGCACAGCCGGCCAAAAAUGUAUCAUCGCUCAUGCCAGACAGUGUGUUCAGGAGUGUCUCUGGGUCCGCCUGAGUUCCUCAGUCGAAUUAAUGGGAACAACAGCAUUAACAGCAGCAGUCUACUCCACACCACCGCAGCACCACAACAACACUACCAGGAUCCUCCUGGUGCUGCUGCUACCUCUGCCUCCAUCUCCUCUAUGGUCAGAGACAGGAUCGGCUACAGCUCUCCGCUCCACUGCACCCCAGUGCCAGGCCUGUCAGGUCUGGAAUUUGGCCAUCUGAUCCACAUCGAGCAGCAGGCCAACGGUGGAGCGUCUGUGGCACACGCCUACACCGAGCAGCUCUCCUGUCUGUCUCCGGCUGAGAUGCAGCGUUUUGCCCAGGAGUUUGUGACUCUGUCGUUCAGCGAGGACGAGGCCCAGGCUGCAGGUUUUGUGAUGGGAAUCGUCCAUGGAGCGGCAUCCUACCUCCCAGAUUUCCUGGAUUACUUCUCCUACAAGUUCCCCAAUGCGCCAGUAAAGAUGGAGGUGCUCGGAAAGAAAGACAUAGAGACGACAACCAUGGUCAACUUCCACUCUCAGGUGAAGCGGACAUAUUCCCAGGGAACGUACCGUGCCGGGGCCAUGCGGCAGGUCAGUCUGGUCGGUGCUGUGGACGAAGAGGUUGGAGACUACUUCCCCGAGUUCAUCAGCAUGUUGGAGGAAUCUCCCUUUCUGGAGCGGACUCUGCCCUGGGGAACGUUUUCCAGUCUGCGGCUGCAGAGUCCCACUGAGAGCGACGACGGCCCUAUUAUGUGGGUCAGACCGGGAGAACAGAUGAUCCCUAUGGCAGACAUGCCAAAAUCACCCUUCAAAAGGAAAAGGUGGGUUGACAUAUUGAGUUCAGAGAAAAAAACUACUGCUGCUGUAGGUGUGCUGAAGGCUGUGCGCUGCGGAGAGGAGAGUGACGCUCCUGCCCGGAUCACCAAAGACGUUGUGUGUUUCCACGCUGGAGAUUUCCCAGAUGUGGUCAUGAGGCUGCAGCUGGACCUCCACGAACCUCCGCUGUCUCAGUGUGUACAGUGGAUCGAUGAUGCCAAACUGAACCAGCUAAGGAGGGAGGGGAUCCGAUACGCCCGAAUCCAACUCUACCACGACGACAUCUACUUCAUUCCCAGAGGAGUUGUCCACCAGUUCAAAACUGUGUCUGCUGUCUGCAGUCUGGCCUGGCACAUCCGACUCAAACAGUAUCACCUACACGAAAAGGAAGAGGAGGAGGAAGUGGUGCAGGAAGAGAAGUGUGCACCUAGAAAAGUAACACUUCUUAUCAAAGAAGAGGAGGAAGACGAGGAGGUUGAGGGGAAGGAGCGUGAGCCUGCUGUACAGACAGUGAAAAAGCUGGACGAUGAGGACAACGAAGGAGGGGUGGGGCCAACCUCAAAAACUCCGACACAGAUUUUCAAGGAGGAAGCACAGGAGAACGGAGCUGAGAUGAAGGGGUUGUCAACGACACAGUCUCUACCUUUUGUCAAGAAGGAGAGAGAUGAAGGUGUACUCACUCACACGCUAAUGGAGCCCAAUGCUGAAGAAGAUGAGAAAGAGGAAGGUAAGGUAGGGGGAGAUGGAGGUGCAAACACAUGCCAGACACUGCAGAAGGGCCAUAAUGAGGGUGGAGUGGACAGUGCACCCUUAAAGUCACUACGGCAAGUUAGGAAGGAGAAUGAUGUGGAGGAAGAGAGGCAGCAAAGGACAACUGUACCAGGCCAAGGUCUAAAAGAGAAAACUAAAGAUAGUAUAAUGAGCACUUACAACACACCACAAAUAAAAAAGGAAAAAGAUAAAGGAAGAAGAGAAAAAGAUGAAAAGGAGAGGGUUAAAGAGAAGGAGAAGAAAGACAAAGAUAGGAGUAAAGAGAAGGAAAGGGAUAAGAAGGAUAGAGGCAAAGACAGGGAUAGAGAGAAGGACAGGGUGAAAGAGCAGGAGAAGGUUAAGGCCGAGGGAGGAAGAGAGGGUGGUACAUCUAUGCAGCCAUUGCCGCAGAUGAGGAAAAAGGAGGACGAGGAGCGGACAAGAGAGGGCAGUAAAGCCUCUCAAACUCCCCUGCCUGCACAGAGAGACGAGAAGUGGGCCAAGGAGUGGGACUCAAAGACCCAACCCCACGUUAAGAGAGAGAAGGAGCACGAUAAAGACAGAGGAGGCACACAGGGAGUGUCGCACUUACGGCCAGACAGAGAGGAGACUCGAGACCUGUGUCAUAAACACAAGUCUUCACACGGGAAGAAAGAGAAAAGCGGGCACAGGGAGGGCAAAGAGACCAACGUGUCGAGUAUGCAGGGGGUGCAGGCAAAGUCAGGGAGGGAAGACGGGAAGACUCCCAAGCCUGCAAACAUCCAGGUUAAGAAAGAUGGAAAGAAGGAUAAAGACAUCAACAGUAAAGAGGAGAGGAAGAAGCCUGCCUCUGGUCCUGCGCCACCAGAACACAAACCACCAAGGACGCUCAUCACCUUUGACCUCUUUAAGCCGAUGGAGGCUCACCAAACUCUUGCCCUUUCCUUCACAGAAAGUCGACCUAAAACCCACCAUCACAGUGACUCUCGAGGCUCUUCCUCUAAGCCUGGAUCUGACAGUCGGACAGUUGUGCCCUCUAAAGGUCCAAAAGUAAAGGACACAGUGCAGGGAAAACCUGCCACACCCCUACAGGACACUCGGCCACAGCAGCACCCAUUUAAACAGCCCCUAAAAACGCACACACCCCACACACAGAAAGACUUCUUAAUAUGAAUGUCUAGUCUUCUUUUUUUUACUGUACAACUUACGCCGAGGCUUUGUUAAAGUAUUUGAAAAUGCAUCCUUCCUUCAGACAUCAACUGGUCUUUCUAAUUUGUAAUCAAUGAGUGGGGGGGGGAUUCCAUUUCUUUGCUGACAGCCACAUUACACCAGUGACGUAGUGAAAAGAGGAUGCACUCCCCAAGUAUUUUAUCAGUGCCUAAGAAUGUAAGCUAAGUAGCUCACUUCACGUUUGUUAGCGAAUGUAUGUAGGCUCUAUAUAAAAUGUUUAUGUGACCCAUGUGUCAGUGCCUGUGCACUACUUAGCUUCCCUCUUAAAGCACCUAUUUUAGGUACUGGACUAGCCAAUCUGAAAACAACCAUCCUUACUCCCUGCUAUAGGAAUAACCUACGUUCACUGUUUGGGACAUUGCAGCAAGUCACCGAGCUCCUGCUGAAAUCCUCUUUGCCAUGUUGCUUUAAUCUACAGGGUUUGUUGUUUAUGACACUCCAAACUCGGAGCAAGUAGUUGUUUUCAGACUGGACGUUGUUUGACUCACACAGGGCUGUAAAUGAUACUGUAUGUACCAAAACUGUACAGUAUAGAUGUUAUUAGCACCAAUGUGAGAAAAUGUAUACAGAAAUUGCAUAUAUUUUUUGUAAGACAAGUUUUAUUUUCCAUAGAACUUAUUUAUAUCAUUUACUGUCUGUUUUUAUUUGGAACCAAUGUAUGUGAAAAUGUUGAUGUAAAUACAUUUUAUUUCCUAAGAUAA
Messenger RNA from Perca fluviatilis (European perch), 4276 nucleotides. Its product is annotated as lysine-specific demethylase RSBN1L-like. Gene Ontology annotation, cellular component: nucleus. The transcript is spliced from 8 exons. The coding region runs from base 36 to 3518 and encodes 1160 amino acids. Lineage: Eukaryota; Metazoa; Chordata; Actinopteri; Perciformes; Percidae. The record is from RefSeq and is a predicted model, not a curated record.